Messenger RNA from Daucus carota subsp. sativus, 2203 nucleotides. Its product is annotated as anaphase-promoting complex subunit 8. The transcript has 5 exons. Bases 165 to 1931 code for a protein of 588 amino acids. The record is from RefSeq and is a predicted model, not a curated record. Gene Ontology annotation, molecular function: protein binding. Lineage: Eukaryota; Viridiplantae; Streptophyta; Magnoliopsida; Apiales; Apiaceae. Gene Ontology annotation, cellular component: anaphase-promoting complex. Gene Ontology annotation, biological process: anaphase-promoting complex-dependent catabolic process; positive regulation of mitotic metaphase/anaphase transition; protein ubiquitination.
AAUAUUCGGUCUUGAUUUUAAUUUGGUAAAUUAUUUUGUUAAGAAACAAAACAAGCAAAAGGGAUGAUAAUUCCUGAUAUUCUAGGUAGUAAAGCUGACACUCAAAACCUACUGAAUUACUCAUACAACUUGAUAUAAUCUUUUGACAAGAAACUAGAAUUGAUAUGGUUAACAAGGAGAAUUACAAAAGCGAGCUCCGAUCUGCAAUUCUUCAUCUCAACGAACGUGGUCUUUAUUCUGCUUCCAAAUGGGCAGCAGAACAGUUGAUGGGCAUAGUGAUGGACGGAGAAAAAAACAUACCUGUUCGCUAUAAGUACCUGAAAGUGAAUUCUAGUACUCGUAGACGGUCCCGAACUGAUGAAUCACCUUCGACUCUAGGUGCUGGUUCCAACAUAUCUACUCCUGUGCGGGACGAAUACAAUGAUGGGAUGGACAAUGAUUAUUACCUUUUGGCGAAGUCUUAUUUCGAUUGUAGGGAGUACAGGCGUGCUGCUCAUGUGCUCCGUGAUCAGACAGAAGUGGAAGAAUGUGAGUUGCAUUUUCUAGUAGAGAUGUUCCUCUUGUCAAGAGCCUCAUACGAUGAAAAGGCUGGAGAAAAAAGAAAAGAAGAAGAGAAUAUCGAGCUUGAAGGACCCCUGGGCAAGAGUGAUGCUUUGAAUCAAGAACUGGUUUUACUUGAGAGCGAAUUGUCUGUGCUUCAAAAGAAUGGCACAAUUGAUUCCUUUGGACUUUACCUAUAUGGUCUUGUUCUCAAAGAAAAAGGCAGUGCAAAUCUUGCUCGUAUAGUUCUCGUGGAUUCGGUAAAUAGCUACCCAUGGAACUGGAAUGCCUGGUCAGUACUCCAAUCUCUAUGCACUACAGCUGAUAUAUUGAACAGUAUGAAUCUUAAUAACCAUUGGAUGAAAGAAUUCUUUCUUGCCAGUGCAUACCAUGAACUCCGAUUGCAUAACGAAUCCUUAGCAAAAUAUGAGCAUCUAGAAGGAACUUUUGGCUAUAGCAACUACAUCCAAGCAGAAAUUGCUAAAGUCCGGUAUAGUCUGAGGGAGUUUGAUCAAGUUGAGGACAUAUUUGAAGAACUUUUGAGUAAUGACCCUUAUCGAGUUGAAGAUAUGGAUGUGUAUUCCAAUGUGCUCUAUGCAAGAGAGUGUUUUUCAGCCUUAAGUUAUCUUGCCCACAAAGUGUUUAUGACAGAUAAAUACAGGCCUGAAUCGUGCUGCAUUAUUGGAAAUUACUACAGUUUAAAGGGACAGCAUGAGAAGUCAGUGAUGUAUUUCAGGAGAGCACUUAAAUUAAAUAACAAGUAUUUAUCAGCUUGGACACUUAUGGGACAUGAGUAUGUUGAGAUGAAAAACACAGCUGCAGCUGUUGAUGCAUAUCGGCGAGCUGUAGACAUUAGUCCUUGUGAUUACAGAGCGUGGUAUGGAUUAGGACAAGCAUAUGAAAUGAUGGGGAUGCCCUUAUAUGCCCUUCAUUAUUUCAAAAAAUCAGUGUUUUUGCAGCCUAAUGAUUCAAGGUUGUGGAUUGCUAUGGCUCAGUGUUAUGAAUCAGAUCAGCUUCAUAUGAUUGAGGAGGCAAUAAAGUGUUACAGGAGGGCAACAAACUGCAAUGACAGUGAAGCAAUGGCUCUUCACCACCUAGCAAAGUUGCACGCUGAGCUUGGGCGUUCUGAAGAGGCAGCAUACUACAAUAAAAAGUACUUGGAAAUGAUGGAAGACGAAGAAAGGGAAGGUCCUGACAUGGUAAAAGCUUUGAUGUUUCUUGCUCAGCAUUGCAAAGAGCAAAAGAGAUUGGAGGAAGCAGCGGUAUAUUGUACCCGUCUGCUCGAUUAUACUGGGCCAGAGAGGGAACAAGCAAAGAAUUUGCUGAGAGGAAUAAGACUUGAACAAUCUAGUUCUCCUGCUAUGGAUAUUGAUCAAUUCCCUCUCGAGUAAUUAUCUAACAAUGCACCAGAGUAUGCACACCUGGUUGGCCAGUUGUGGUGACUCUAGCUGAGGAAAAAGAAACUUGGGUUCAAUAGGCACUUUGAUCUAUACCUGUAUGAUAAUAUAGUAGAGUAUUUGAGACAAUUCUCUGUUUAUAUGCUUGUGAUGUUAGACUGUAACUGAAGCUUGGUUUUAAUAUGUAUGCAAAUGUAUAUAGAAAGGGUCUGGUUUAACUGAGAAAUAUGUUUUAGUAUGGGAAGGGGAGAAGCAACUGUUAUGCA